Molecule: messenger RNA, 504 nt
Organism: Carya illinoinensis
Lineage: Eukaryota; Viridiplantae; Streptophyta; Magnoliopsida; Fagales; Juglandaceae
Product: aldehyde dehydrogenase family 2 member C4-like
Exons: 4
Coding region: 1-504 (167 amino acids)
Molecular function (GO): aldehyde dehydrogenase (NAD+) activity
Source: RefSeq, a predicted model, not a curated record
AUGUUCAAGGCUGGUAUCCCUGAUGGAGUGCUCAAUGUUGUAACCGGAUUUGGACCAACUGCUGGUGCUGCAAUUAGCUCUGAUCACAUGGAUAUUGAUGCCGUUAGUUUUACUGGCUCUCCAGAAGUUGGACUCAAGGUAAUGCAGGCCGCAGCAACAAGUAAUUUGAAAGUGGUUUCACUUGAAUUAGGUGGCAAAUCACCCCUCAUAAUCUUUGAUGAUGUCGAUGUAGAUAUGGCUGCUGAGCUAGCCAUUUUCGGCAUACUAUGUAACAAGGGAGAAAUAUGUGUUGCAAGUUCUCGUGUUUAUGUUCAAGAAGGGAUAUAUAACGAACUUGAGAAGAAAUUAGUUGAGAAGGCAAACGCUUGGGUAGUUGGGGAUCCUUUUGAUCCUAAAGUUCAACAAGGACCCCAGGUCGACAAGAAGCAGUUGGAAAAAAUUCUUUCAACGUGGGAAGUGGCGGAAACAAACAAAAGACAGAGAGAAGCGAGAGAAAGAGAGUGA